Cylicocyclus nassatus is the source of this 457-nucleotide messenger RNA. The record is from the annotation of a GenBank genome assembly. NCBI's taxonomy places the organism in Eukaryota, Metazoa, Nematoda, Chromadorea, Rhabditida, Strongylidae.
GACGAAUCGGUUGUACCGGGUAAUUCACUGGUAGUGCAGCAUGGCUAGUUCCUCAAUUCUAACGCCUGAAAGGCGUAUCGAGCUGAAUCCGUUUGACAUUGAUGCUUGGAACUUGAUUCUGAGAGAAUCACAGGCAAGGCCGAUCGACCAAGCGCGAAAUUUUUACGAAAAGUUGGUUACGCAGUUCCCCAACGCAGGACGGUACUGGAAAGCGUACAUCGAACAUGAGGAAAUCAUCUACGAUGGUGAUCUGAUCAUGUUGCAGUUCACUAUCUUGCGGCAAUUCAUGUCACCCCGGCUAUCCGAUAACCGGCGACACUUCUUCUUUUGUUUCUUACCGUACCCUUUAUCUGACCCCAUGAACAAUAAAUAUUUACUCAGAGCAGAAGUCCCAUCCCCAGUGGUUUCGCUUUUCUUUUGCCGAAAUUGUUUGCAAAUAAAUAUUCUUAGCCGGCCU